Messenger RNA from Paramormyrops kingsleyae, 5365 nucleotides. RefSeq names its product cut-like homeobox 2b (gene cux2b). Gene Ontology annotation, cellular component: nucleus. Gene Ontology annotation, biological process: regulation of transcription by RNA polymerase II. Lineage: Eukaryota; Metazoa; Chordata; Actinopteri; Osteoglossiformes; Mormyridae. Gene Ontology annotation, molecular function: RNA polymerase II transcription regulatory region sequence-specific DNA binding; DNA-binding transcription factor activity, RNA polymerase II-specific. The record is from RefSeq and is a predicted model, not a curated record.
GUGUGUGUGUGGGUGUGGAACGAGCAACCGACAGCGCUGUUUAUUGAAGGGAAUCCAGCCCAUAUAUUUAGUGUAGCCGCUGAGAAAAAAAAAUCUCUUCAAUAUCCCCCAAGAUGGCCGCCGAUGUGGGAUCGAUGUUUCAAUAUUGGAAGAAAUUUGAUCUGCGACGGCUUCAGAGGGAGCUGGACUCAGUGGCUUCGGAGCUGGCAGGCCGACAGGAGGAGAGUGACCAUUCCCAUAAGCACCUGGUGGAACUGAGCCGGGAGUUCAGGAGAAAUGUCCCUGAGGAGGUACGGGAGAUGGUGAGCCCCGUGCUAAAGAGCUUCCAGGCCCAGGUGGUAGCACUUAAUAAACGGAGCAAAGAGGCAGAGUCAGCCUUCCUUGGAGUCUACAAACAGCUGAUUGAAGCCCCAGAUCCCGCCCUCCUUCUAGAGGCCACGCACACCCUGGAGGAGAAGCUGCAGCCGCUGCAGAGCUCCGGGGCCGCUGCCCACCCGCUGCUCCGGGAGCUGGGCAGGCACCGCAAAGGUCAACUAGAGGCCCCCGCCAAGCUAGGCAACACGGAGGACGGCCCAGUGGCAGGGGGGGCUCUGCCCCCCAAGAGACACAGCAGCAGCCCCCGCAGCGGCACAGUGUCACUCCAACAGGGGAACACUGAUGGACUCAGCACUCUGGCUGUCAGGCUCAGGGAUGCGGAAGGCCGGACCCAGAUGCUUCGCGCAGCACUCAGCAGCACGCAGACAGAGCUGCUGGACCUGCGGUGUAAAUACGACGAGGAGAUGGCGUCCAAGGCCAAGGAAAUUGGUCGGGUCAUGACCAACCUGGAAAAGGCCAAUCAGAGAGCAGAGGCAGCACAGAGGGAGGUAGACAGGCUGCGGGAACAGCUGGCUGGAAUCAGCAGCGCCUCCCCUGCGCAGGGCCGCCUGACGGAGGCGGUAAACACGCCCCCCCUGGAGAACAAGCUAUCAGGCAGCUCUCAGCCCAACCUGGAGACCACGCUGGUCGCCAAGGACCGUGAGAUCCUCCGCCUGCUGGAGAAUGUCCAGCGACUCCAGUUCACGCUUCAGGAAGUCCAGGAGGCCUCAGCCACUCGCAUCGCGGAGCUGGAGCGCCAGCUGGCCUAUAAGGCGCAAGCUAUUGAGAAACUAGAGGCCAGGCUGCAGUCCCAGGUGGAUUAUGAUGAGAUUAAGACUGAGCUCAGCAUCCUGAAGGCGAUAAAACCGGCCUCCGCCAAUGGCAGCUCAUCACAGGCAGCAGAUGGUCUCCUGCUGGAGAAGGAGGCCUUCCUGUCCUCUCAGAAAUACCUCUUGGAGAAGCCACAGGGUGCUUCCAGCAGUGGUCUGCGCACCCUCAGCGAUGAGGACUCUUUGGAGGCCAGUCAGUCCAUGGGGUCGGACUCUCCCCCCCAGCGGCUGUCGCGAGUGGAGAGCCAGUGCUCAUCGAGUCCUGGGGGGCCGGGCUCUGUGGGUCCGGAGCUGCCGCAGCCCUUUUCUACCUCCCCCUUCCCCAGCGAGCCCCUCCUGCAGAGGCAGCUCCUCUCACCGCACUUCAAGCGGGACCCUGGCGCCCUGCCGGUGUUCCCCACGGCCCUGUACACAGCCAAGGUGGCGCUCCUAUCUGCCAGACAGGGCCCACCAUCGGGGGGCGGGGAGGCCGGUGGGGCCAGCGACCAGUCGGAGAGCAGCAGCUGCAGCGCCGGGGACGAGGAGCAGCUGGACACGGUGGAGAUCGCCUACCAGGUGAAGGAGCAGCUGCUGAAGCACAACAUCGGCCAGCGUGUGUUCGGUCACUACGUGCUGGGCCUGUCGCAGGGCUCCGUCAGCGAGAUCCUGGCUCGGCCCAAGCCCUGGCGCAAGCUCACCGUCAAGGGCAAGGAGCCCUUCAUCAAGAUGAAGCAGUUCCUGUCCGAUGAGCAAAACAUCCUGGCCCUAAGGACCAUCCAGGUCCGUCAGCGCGGAAGCAUAACUCCACGCAUCCGAACUCCAGAAACUGGGUCAGAUGACGCUAUUAAGAGCAUCUUGGAGCAGGCCAAGAAGGAGAUCCAGUCCCAGAGAGGAGCAGGUGAAGGCAGGCCUUCCCCGAGCAGCUCGUCCUCCAGGACCUGCGACGGCAGCGGCUCAGAUGCCACCAUCAGGGUCAUCCUGGAACAGGCGCGGCGAGAGAUGCGGGCGCAGCAGCAGGCGCUGAUGGAGAUGGAGGCGAGCGAACACGGCAAGGCUGACGUGGGCGGGGUCCAGGCCGAACGCCCCCCCCUCAUCACCCCGCCGCUGGGGCCGCCGCCACCUGCCUUCAUCAAGCAGGAGGACGGGGGCACUGAGCCUGUAAGUGCAGCCGGGCCCCCGCUGAGCCUGCUGUCCCCCGCCGCCUUCGUGCAGAAUAUCAUCCGCAAGGUGAAGUCCGAGAUCGGCGACGCCAGUACCUACUUUGAGCAGCACUGGUCGGCUGAGCGGGGUGGACCCUCGGGGCCGGUGCCGGGCGGGGACAGACACCCACGGCUGCUCGGCUCUGCCUCCUCCCCUGGCCGCUCCCCGCCGUCCUUAGCACCCUCUACUCCAUCCCGCCCCUGGCCCCGCCCAGCAAGCACCGAGGGGCAGGCGGUCAGCGAGGACGGGGCGGGCCAGCCGGUGGAAGUGAAGGUGGAGGCGAAGUCGGAGGCGGAGACCUCAUGCGGGGGGGAGGCAGCGGCGGCUGGCCGGCUCUCCUACUACCCGCCGUACGUACCCCGCGCCCUCAAGCCCACGGUGCCUCCGCUCACGCCCGAGCAGUAUGAGACGUACAUGUACCGUGAGGUGGACACCAUCGAGCUCACCCGGCAGGUCAAGGAGAAGCUGGCCAAGAACGGCAUCUGCCAGCGGAUCUUCGGGGAGAAGGUGCUGGGCCUGUCCCAGGGCAGUGUGAGCGACAUGCUGUCCCGCCCAAAGCCCUGGAGUAAGCUGACCCAGAAGGGCAGGGAACCGUUCAUCCGCAUGCAGCUCUGGCUGCUGGAGCAGCUUGGCCAGACGCAGAACCCGGCAUGCAGCAAGGGAGCCUCGCUGGAGAGGAGCCCCCUGCCAGCCCAGUCCUCGCCCUCCCCACCCCCGAGCCCAAUGGAGAGCCAGCCCAGCCCACAGGGGGAGCCGGAGAGUCCGCGCCUGGACGGGACUAAGGAGAACCAGCAGCCCGGAGCCCUCAGCCCGGAGCCGGACCUGCUGGUGGCGACGGCGUCACCCGGCCUGGCUCCCCUGCACCCCCAGCACGCCUCGCUGGGCAUCCAGGAGCUGGUGGCCAUGUCCCCUGAGCUAGACACCUACUGCAUCACCAAGAAGGUUAAGGAAGUGCUCACAGACAACAAUCUGGGGCAGCGCCUCUUUGGCGAGAGCGUCCUGGGCCUGACGCAGGGCUCCGUGUCGGACCUCCUGUCCCGGCCCAAACCCUGGCACAAGCUGAGUCUGAAGGGCCGUGAACCCUUUGUGCGUAUGCAGCUGUGGCUGAGCGACCCGCACAGCGUGACCCGGCUGCGGGACAUGAAGAAGGUGGAGAAGAAAGCCUACCUGAAGCGGCGGUACGGCCUGCUGAGCAGCGCCGGAUCAGACAGCGACUCUGCGGGGGCGCGGUCUGACUGCGCCAGCCCCACCCCCUCUGGCGAGCCCUGCCCAUUCAGCCAGCCCAAGAAGCCUCGAGUGGUGCUGGCAGCCGGGGAGAAGGAGGCUCUGAGGAGGUCCUACCUGCUGGAGCCGUACCCCUCACAGCACACCAUUGAUGCACUGGCUGCCCAGCUGAACCUCAAGACCAACACCGUCAUCAACUGGUUUCAUAACUACAGGUCCCGGAUGCGACGCGAGGUCCUAAGAGAUGGUCUCCAGGACAACGACAUGGAGGUGGAGCCUGCCCGUUAUGCCACACCCCCUCUGCAGAGCCCUGCCUCAGAUGUGGAGGCCGGGAAUCAGCAAACAGCCCCGGCUGAGCACAUUGUGGCAAGACACAGCCACCUGCCUAAUGGUACCCAGCAGCCCGCUGGCGUCAAGCAGGAGGCCCCUGAGAUGAAGAAUGAGGAUGAUGAGGAUGAAGAGGAAGAGUGUACAGCAAAGCGGAGGUCCAGGAAGCAUCAGCAUCCAAGCACCGAGGCGAUGCUGGAAAAGGUGCCACUAUACAUGCGCUGGUGUGCCGCAGGCCUCAGGGACGAUGGGACCCCCACCUCAGGCACCCCGCCCCCCGGGGGCCUUCAGAGGGUCGCCCGGCAGGAGGGCGAGGACAGCGACACACCCACCGUCGACCCGGUCAGCUUCAGAGGCUCCUCAGAACCCGCCCGUAGCAGCCUGGUGGUGUCGCUGAACUCGCCCUCCGCUGCCUCCUCGCCGGGCCUCAUGCUGUCCGUGUCCCCCGUCCCCUCAUGCUCCGCACCAAUUUCCCCAUCCCCCCCCAACCCCGUCGGGCCAAGCCCCAGCCCCUCAGCCCCCUCGCAGAAUGCCAAGCUCAACCAGAGCACGCAGAGGCGCAAUGAGAAGAUGGCUAACCUAGACAACAUCAUUCACCGGCUGGAGCGGGCCGCCAACCGUGAGGAGAUGCUGGAGUGGGAGUUCUGAUGCACAGCCUCGACGCGGGAGUCACAAGCCAUGAUGGAGAUGCAGGACUCCGGAAGGAACUGUGCAAGGAGGGGCGGGGUGGGUGAGCUGCUGCAGUACCUCUCCCUGCCAGAUGGGGGUGCGUAGCUCCUCUCAUCAAAGUGCUGCCUCCCACUCCAGCCAGACCCCCCCCACCCCCGAAACACUUUGGGGAAGGAGAAGCUGUCUAACAGCUGCCCAACACUCAGAAACUCCUCAAAAGAAAUUUUUACGGAAGGAAAGAAGAAUUUAUAAACGUUUUAUGUAUUUUGAUAAAGGACAUUACUUCAAAAUGUACUGUAUUUAACAGCCCUAGCUGUUGCAUUUUAAAUAACAGGAAACAAAAAACAAACUCGGGAUGAGAAGAGUUUGUAGCUGCGGUGUCAUUAAAUGCCCCUUUGUUCUCUAGUUUGCCACUGGGUGAGAUUAACUAAAGACUUUGUCUUAAGCCAUCAGAAAGCACUAUAAUUAUUUAAAAAGACACUGACCAAAUUUGCUACUUUUUGCAAAAGCAAUUUUUUCAGAGUUUUGUUUUUGUCUUUAAGACGUAACGUAAAAUACGAAACGGUUACAGGUGAAAUCAUAAUAAAUAUGACUGCGGAAUAGUCCUCAAAGACUCUAAAUAGCUAACCUGAGUAAUGUAUGUAGUUUCCUGCUGAAAUGUUUUGGAGCCUCUGUAAUAAGAGAAGCGUGUUAUGUGUGGUUGUACCUGUCGUAGAGACGUCUGCAGUAGCUUCCUCUCCUCCUCUGCUCACAGCAUAGCAUGAUACCCAGAGGAUCCACCC